Messenger RNA from Leishmania braziliensis MHOM/BR/75/M2904, 699 nucleotides. RefSeq lists its product as hypothetical. Bases 1 to 699 code for a protein of 232 amino acids. The transcript has a single exon. Lineage: Eukaryota; Euglenozoa; Kinetoplastea; Trypanosomatida; Trypanosomatidae. The record is from RefSeq and is a predicted model, not a curated record.
AUGGAUGAAUUUAGGGCGGAUGACACGACGGAAUUAGAGGAAGGGAACGAAUCGAAUACGACCCUGUUGCAGCUUCAGGAUGCGUUUGUGAGCGCGCUUACAGCGUCUGGGACGCUUGGAAAAAUACGGGCCCAGCUACGCGCCACGGCCCUCGCGUUGAUUCGCGGCGACGAGGAUCUUCAAAAUGCCGCCGUUGGUCCGUUCAUUCGGCCACUGACACUUGCCACCCCUACCAAGGUAAGCCUACUACUGCUCUACGACUUUCUACAGCAUCACCACCUUCAACAGACCGCCGGUGUGCUUGAUGUGGAGGGCAGCGUGCAUCUUCUUCUUAAUGAGCGCUCCAUCCUUCUCGGCGACCUGGCCCGAUUGCCGGGUGACGGCUCCCUGCUGGAGCGACUCGUUCAGUUUUACGAGCCGGCGAGUCAGGCAUCAAUCGCCGGACAUUCGAAUACUCACGCCGCACUGACUCCAUCGAAGGCAGCGGGCACUUUGGCGGCGAUGGAGCCCCAGGCUUUUCCAUUCUUUUCUUCGUCCGGCCCGGCCACAGAGGAGGAGACCGACGCUGUGGCACAGGCGCACGACGCGGAUGUGCUCUAUGAGCUGGAAAAGUACGAGGACUCCAUUCCCUUUUCUGACACUGAGGGCACUAUAGAUGCAAGCAUGCAAUGCGAGGAAGUGGAGCGUCUCACGCAGUAG